Apodemus sylvaticus (European woodmouse) is the source of this 6156-nucleotide messenger RNA. It is a transcript of the gene Sgo2, whose product is annotated as shugoshin 2. The transcript has 9 exons. Bases 309 to 3782 code for a protein of 1157 amino acids. The record is from RefSeq and is a predicted model, not a curated record. Gene Ontology annotation, cellular component: chromosome, centromeric region. NCBI's taxonomy places the organism in Eukaryota, Metazoa, Chordata, Mammalia, Rodentia, Muridae.
UCUCGGAAUCUGAUUGGCUGGAGCGCUAACUGCUAACUGCCGCGGAGUUUAAACAUAAAUCUUGGGCUUCGCGGAUUAUCGAACUUCCAAGCAAGUGUGGGCGCCCACAGCUGAAGGGGUUGCCAGUCGGCGCGGGCGAGGCCUGCGGUGCUCGCACCCUUCUCGGCAGCUCCUCCUGGCGCCACAGUUCUCGCCGCUGCGCGGCGGCUUGUAAGGCCGGGACGCGGAGCCGGCUUCGGCUUGGGCGUUAACCUCCGUUCUGACUUUGAGCCCCUAGCUGAGCGAGGGGUCGCUAUUAACUUUCAGAAAUGGAGUACCCAGGGAUAGAAGUUGACUCUGUUACCUCUGGAAUUAAGAGACGAGUGAAGGACAGAAUUGCAAAGACAAAGUUGAAUGUUUCUCUUGCUUCAAAGAUCAAAACAAAAAUAUUAAACAAUUCUUCUAUUUUCAAGAUCUCUCUAAAGCACAACAACAGAGCAUUAGCUCAGGCUCUUAGUAAAGAGAAAGAGAAUUCUCGAAGAAUUACUACCAAAAAUAUGCAAUUACAGAAAGAAGUAGAGAAACUGAAUUUUGAAAAUACCUUUCUUCGAUUAAAGCUGAAUAACUUGAAUAAGAAGCUUAUAGAAAUAGAAUCACAUGUGAGCAAUAAUUUGUUAACCGCAAUUGAAAUGAGCAGUCUUUCUGAGUUCGAUCAAAGUUCUUUUCUCCUGUCAGCUAACAAGAACAAAAGGAUCAGUAAGCAGUGCAAGCCUGCACAUCAGACAUAUGCGAGGGUUCUAUUAACUUCAGAAAAUGAUGAUGACAAUGAUAAUGAUGGUGCUGAUGAUAAAUGGAAUACAAAGAAUAACAACAGAACUACAUCAAAGACAUCACCUGAUAGUACCUCUUCCGUAUCAAGACAACCUUUAUCCUUACAGCAAUGUAAUUUGGAAGUAUUCCUUCCUAAAGAAGAUAAUCAGAAAACAUGUGGUUCAGGUCAUCUAGAACAUACUUCAAAUGUUGAUAUACUUCCUAAUGAGAGCCAUUGCCACCCAGAUCAAAGUCCUAAGAGUUCUCUGAGUGAGAUGGAAACUGCUCCAUCUCCCAGCCUCAGACUAGAAAAAUUAUCACUUGAUAAUGUGACUAAGAGGAAGAAGUGUGUGUCGUCAACUGCAGACAUUCUGUAUGUGACAAAUUUAGAUAACCAACUGAUUUCAAGUCCAGUAUCAAAUUGGAAUAAUGAGAUAAAUGGUGAUACUAAUGAAACCAGUAAUAACACGCAAAGAAAUACAGAGUGCUUUCUUGACUUACCUUCCGAGUCUUCCAGUGUUCCUAAUGCAAAGUGCGUGGAGCAAGUACAGAACACUGAUAACUUCCACUUGCAGAAAACUUUGUGUGACUACGCCGACAUGGAGUUAACUGCUACUGAUGUAGGCAAGAUUGUAGCAAUUUCAAAAAGCAAUAAAAAUCAAAAGAAGAAAAAAGCAGAUUGUAGAAAGGAGACUUUCAGAAAAGUGAAAGGUACAAGCUCUGAUAAAAAGAGAGAAUGCACAAAGAGAAAAUGUAAAGGUAGUUCAGAAGAAGAUGCUGAGGAAAAGAGUGAGACCAGACCAGAAGGAGGCUCUGGUGUCCUAGAUGGCACAGGGGAUUCAGAAGAUCCAAGCUGCAUUUCCAAUCCUGAACAGCCAUCUCAGGUAAACAUGCAGAAGAAAAUCACCCCCCAGAACAGCUCAGAUCAGGAGGACAUUCAAAAUAAAAAGAGGAGGCAAACAUAUACGACAGAUGAGCAAAAGGAAGCAUACUCUUUGUCCAGACAUUCAGUCAAAUCCCUUCAAGAUGGCAAAUUUGAUCUGUAUCAGAACCCCCUACACCAGAAUUUAAAUAAGCCUUCUCGACAGACAUUUGUGAUUCAUAAAUCAGAAAAAGUUAAUUUAUUUCCAAAUCAAGAAGAUAAAGACACCACUUCUGAAAACCUAGAAGUUACAAAUGAAUUUUAUAAACCCGAUCUUUCCAUCAAAGCUGAUGAAAAUGUAUGUGACAAUGAGACUGAGACAAUGUUAGAAUUGAAAAAGUAUGUCAAUGCUCAACAAAAUCAAACAAAAAUAAAUAAGACUAAGCAGAAAAAUCGAAGGACAAAAAUAAUUUCUAUCACGAACCAAAUAUAUGAAGACAAUGAUAAAGAUAUUCAUGCCCUAGAAAAAGGCAACUUUCCCUUCCAAACCCAAGCAAAUAAAGAAACCACCAGUGGAAACCUAGAAGCUUCAGAAUCAUUUGAAAUACCUCUUGUUUUCACAAGGGACAACAGAAGCUCAUGUGACUAUAAGACCCAGAAUGUUCUGGAUCAGCACAAGCAAAUUGCUGGUAUAUACCCUGCUCAGAAUGAGUCCCAAAUUAGCAAAAACCCUAGGCAGAAAAUAAAUCGCAAGACAGAAGUAAUUUCUGGAGUGAAUUGUUUUAGUAAUGACAAAGGUGUUCAUUGUUCAGAAAAGGAUAAGUCUUUCUUGCUACAAAUGGAUAAAGACAUCCCUGGAACCUUAAAUGACUUAAGUGAGUUUGAUAUGCCUGCUUUUUGUAACAAAGAUAGUGCAAAGUCAUGUAAUUAUAAGCCUGAAAUGCUCUUAGGGUUGGAAAAACAAGACCCUAGUAUGCAACUUGCUUGUCAAGAUGAUUCAAAAGUAGAUAAGAAGCUUAAACAAAAGGUAAAUCGAAAGACAGAAAUAAUUUCUAAAAUCACCCAGAUACAUGAAGAUGAUGGAGGAAGUGCUCCUGACCCAGUAAAUAAGAAGCUCAGUCAGAAGGUUAAUAUAUCAGAAAUCAUUUCUCAAAUGAAUCAAAUAUAUGAGACUGUUAAUGAAGAUGGGAAUGGCUUUAAAAGCUCUAUCAAAGAUUGCCAAGAUGUUAAAAGUUGUGACUUUGGGGAAAUCAACAGUAAAAAAAAGGAAAAUUGUGGUCCAAUUCAAAAUCCUUCCACACUAGUUAAAAAAACAAAGAAAAAGGUAUCAUGUAAAGCAGGGAACAGUUUGACAGGAGAUAAGAACAGGUGUACUUUGCAGCUAACAGAUUCUUCACAGGUGUCUGUCACCUUAGAUGCUGGCUUAAAGCAUGGUCCGAAUAAAGCAACUUCUAGUCCUGGAGAGAAGGCUAACCUGCCAAAGAAGCGGAAACAAAGCACUGUGAGCUCACUGGGAGAUGCCUUGUCUGUGAGCGUGGUAAAAGGAGGAAGCCAGCCAGCCAAAGCAGUUAGUAAAAUGACAUCCAACUCAAAGAAAGGAAAGACCCCUCUAAGUUGUUCUUCUGAAACCCAUGGAACAGCGGAGAUAACACCCAGCACUGACCUCACUAAGGCCCUUGACUCCCAACAGUCUGAGAAGGAGAACUGUUUGGAGAAUGAGAAGAUUGCCAAGAGUAAGCCAGACUUUUGUACAAAGGUGUUGAAACCUUUAUCUCAGACAUGUUCAUCUAACAUACAGAAUUCUUCCUUGGACAGUAUGUGUAAGAGGUCUCUACCUUUGAGCUCUUCUUCUAGUAAAAAUCUGAUGCUAGAAGAAAGUUCCUCCUUGGCGAGUACAUGCAUCUUUCAAGUAGGGGAUGAUGCUCAUAAAAAGAUAAAGGAAGGCACACAGAAGUCAAGACCAGGCAGCAGAACGUCCUUGGUCUUGAUGAAUACCACUUCUGUUUCGAGUAACACUGCAAACCCUAAGGAUGAGUCAGAAGAUGAGUCUUCAUAUCUGAUGAGAAGGAAAAGACAGUGCACCCCUCUCAACCUGGCAGAGCCAAGCCUUAAAAACAAGAUGAGAAGAUGAAGUCAAGGUGAAGUAGAUACGGAUCCUAGUUUUUCUGAGUUCUCAAUGCACACGUCAGAACAGAAGCCUAAGAAGGACAUGAAACAAAGAAGGAUUCGGUUGGUUGAGUUUUGUACAUGAAGAAGUGUUCUGUUUUUGUUUUUGUUUUUGUUUGACCUUUCUUGGAUUAUUGCUAGAUCUAUGUGCAUAAUAUAGCUAUAUCUUAGAUAAUAAACUUAAAAAAAAAAAAAACCACUGGUCAUCACAUAACUUGUUGAUUUAAAUUUCUAUCAAAAUCAUAUAACCAAGCAACUAUUCCUUUAACCAAGUAAAAUGUAUCAAUAGAUAGUCUUGCAUUGGUUAUCUUGUAUAUCAUGCUAUCUUGUGUUUUGCUUUUGAGCCAUUCAGUUACAUGAAGAUCAUAGAGGAUUUGAAAAUCAUCUAUUGUUGGAGCAUGUGUCUGGCUCCUCUCACCAUUCUAUGUUAGGAACACUUGUUUGGCAGCAGCCUGUCUCAGUUACACAUGGCAGGAUGACUGAGACAGAGGAAGCUGUCGUGGUUAACAGCAUCUCUAAGAAUUUCGGGCCACAUAGGAGAUAUGCACUCUAGGCAUACUGAGAGUAGCUUUCCAGAUUAGUGAAGGUGGUAAGCGCAGCACCAUCCCAGACUGGGGCUGUAAAGAAGGUAAUGGAGAAGACUGGUUGUCCCCAACAUUGCUCUUUUCUAACUUGCUGAAAUGUGAUUGGCCACCUCACAUUCCCACUGCCAUGGCUUCUCCACCAUGAUGGGUUUUAUCCCUUCAGACUGUACACCUACUCCUUUAAAAUACUUUUUUAUCAGGUAUUCAUCCCUGCAACCAGAAAAGUAGCUAGUACCCUAGCUUUUCAGACAUUUAAGUGUGUGUGUGUGUGUGUGUGUGUGUGUGUGUGUGUGUGUGUGUGUGUGUGUGUGUGUGAAUGCCAUGGGAAUACCGUCUGUGUAGGUAAGAGAGCCACAGGAGCUUGACUUACAGGCCAGUGUGAGUGGUUGGAACCAAGCUCAGAUCCACUGGAAAUGCAGCAAAUGCUUUUAACCACCGAGCCACCACUCCCAGACAGGUAAGGCAUAUGCACAGAAGAGUACAUGAAUCCUCUAGAGCUGGAGUUAUAAGAGGUUGUGAACCAUCUGGCAUGGUUGCUAGGAACUCAAUUUGGGUCCUCCAUAAGACCAUGAACUGAGCUGUCUUUAGCCCAUUUCCAUUUAUUAUUAUUAUUAUUAUUAUUAUUAUCAUUAUCAUUAUUAAGUAAUAGUCCUUAUGUCUGAGCCCACUACAUAGUUUCCCACAGUCACAAUUAGGCAAGCUUUAGCUGAUGGAGGUAUAAACACUUUCUUAGAUAAUUUCUGCCUAAUAAAGGGAUAGGCCCACUAAUCUGUUCAUGAGCACUUGAAGUAGUCCUUGAACUGUCUUAGGAUGACAGGUUUGAGACCUGUUUAUUGCAGGAGAACAAGGCACAGAAUUCUUCUUAACAUUAAGGAUGCCAUCUUGACUGCUAAAACACAAGAACACACCACCCUGCUUGUGCAAUGGAGGUUGACGGCCUUGUCAGAGGAGCGUUUACACUGUGGGGAGAGUUGCCUCCCUGACAGUCUGCUCAUGCUUCAGGAAUACUGUUUAGGACUUCUGACCUCCUGGAGUUCCUCUGACAAGAUAUUUUUUGUUGCUUUUUUUCCCUACCUUCCAUGAGAUUUUUCUUUUAUUUAUCUCUCCCAUGAAAAUUACUUCAUAUUUUAUAGCCAGUCUCUUUCUUGUUUCUACUUUUGGUAGAGUUUCAUUAUACUUAAAAAAAAAAAGUUUCUGAGUUAUAAAAGUACCCACGGUUUUAAUUUUUUAAUUUUUUUAAAUUGUGUGCAUACAUGCAUACAUGCUACAGAACAUGUGGAGGGUCUGUUCUCUCCUUUCAUCAUGAGGAUCCCAGGACAGAACUCAAGUCAUCAUGUUUGCUUUUUGCCCAUUGAGCCAUCUUUGUGAGUCCUACAUUUAAAUUUCAGACUAAUAGAGAGUUUAUGUAUGGUGUGAAGUAUACCAGUAAUAUUUUACUAUUUCUCAAGUGAUCUAUUGAACACACACCUAUUUACUGAUUUGAAGUUUUUAGUGUUGUGUUUCCAUGUGUGUCGAUUGUUGAUUUUCCUUUUGUUCACUUGUAUGUCAUUUUAUGACUUAAUUCUCUUUAGAAUGUCAGUGCUUUCCUCAUAGGUUUUGCAAAUCUUAUAAUAAAUUUAUCAUUAGGCACUUUGUCCUUCUAUGGGGUUGACACAAGCAAGGCUUUCUCUUCAGUUCUCCUAAUUUACUGUUUACAUAUGUGAAGAUUACUGAUGUUUGUAUGUUGAUUAAUAAACCCUGUUGCUUUGAACAAUA